CCUAAAUUGCACAUCACACGACGUAAACACUAAAGCAGAGCGUCCAACUAAAGAUACCUUUGGUAAACAGCUCCUAUUUUCAUUUUACUUUGAAUAAGGUGUCGAUAUUAAGAUUAGAAAGUCUCUAAUUUCGAAGCUAUGAAACCUUUAAUGUUACAUGGUCAUGAACGUGCCAUUACCCAAAUCAAGUACAAUCGGGAGGGAGAUCUCCUCUUCUCAUCAUCCAAAGAUAAUAAACCCAAUGUUUGGUAUUCCCUCAAUGGAGAAAGAUUAGGAACGUAUAAUGGGCAUCAAGGUGCAGUAUGGUGUAUUGAUGUAGACUGGACAACUACUAGACUUCUAUCUGGUGGUGGUGACAACAGUUUAAAAAUAUGGGAUUGUGAGACUGGUAAAGAAAUAGGAACCAUUGAGGCAAAAUCUUCUGUGAGAACAUGUCUAUUCAGUUACUCUGGGAAUAUGGCCUUCUAUUCAACAGAUCGAGCUAUGAGGAAUAAUUGUGAAAUUUUUGUAAUUGAUACACGCACAGUGGAUAGUAGUAUAAAUGAGGCAGAUCCAAUUUUGAGAAUACCCAUACCUUCUUCUGAAACUAGGAUAUCAUCAGCUCUCUGGGAGUUUUCAGAAGAUACUAUCAUAACAGGCCAUGAAGAUGGCACACUGUUCCAAUGGGAUUUUAAAACCGGAAAGAGUAUCAAAUCUGUUUGUGAACAUAGUAAUUUGAUAAAUGACAUGCAAUGGAAUAAAGAUGGAACAAUGUUCAUCACAGCUUCUAAAGAUAACACCGCUAAACUUUUUGAUGGUGCAGAUCUUACACAUUUAAAAACUUACAAAACCGAAAGACCAGUAAACUCUGCUGCAAUAAGUCCUAUUUUUGACCAUGUAGUUCUUGGAGGUGGACAAGACGCAAUGGAUGUCACAACAACAUCGACCAGAGUGGGUAAAUUUGACUCUAGGUUCUUCCACAUGGUGUUUGAAGAAGAAUUUGGACGUGUUAAGGGGCAUUUUGGCCCUAUCAAUAGUGUGGCUUUUCAUCCAGAUGGCAAAAGCUACAGUUCAGGAGGAGAAGAUGGUUAUGUGAGAGUGCAUAAUUUUGAUCCAUCAUAUUAUGAAUAUAAUUUUGAUUAUUAAAAUCAUUCAAUAAUGA
Coccinella septempunctata (seven-spotted ladybird) is the source of this 1141-nucleotide messenger RNA. RefSeq names its product eukaryotic translation initiation factor 3 subunit I-like. The record is from RefSeq and is a predicted model, not a curated record. Gene Ontology annotation, cellular component: eukaryotic translation initiation factor 3 complex, eIF3m; cytoplasm. Gene Ontology annotation, biological process: cytoplasmic translational initiation. The transcript has a single exon. NCBI's taxonomy places the organism in Eukaryota, Metazoa, Arthropoda, Insecta, Coleoptera, Coccinellidae. Gene Ontology annotation, molecular function: protein binding; RNA binding; translation initiation factor activity. The coding region runs from base 139 to 1125 and encodes 328 amino acids.